Molecule: messenger RNA, 2994 nt
Organism: Leishmania major strain Friedlin
Lineage: Eukaryota; Euglenozoa; Kinetoplastea; Trypanosomatida; Trypanosomatidae
Exons: 1
Coding region: 1-2994 (997 amino acids)
Source: RefSeq, a predicted model, not a curated record
AUGCAGGCGCAGCCGAACACCUCCUUCAUUGGCGACUUGCUGCGGCUCUUUCGCAUCGAGCUCUGUCGCUCCAUAUUUGUGGCCCAGAACGACGACGGCGCCAUAGGUUAUAGCGACGACACGGCUCUCUCUGCCACCGGGGUGCGCCCCGAUGGAGAAGAGAGCAUGGACAGCGACCGGCCGAACAAGUUGAAGGACGGUUCUGCCUUGUGUGCGGGCGGAAACCUGACACGGGCCUACUUUGAAGAGGCGGAAUCCCUGCGGCGCGCAAAGGCGUUUUUGACGACUGCCGUGGCGAAGAGCACCUCCGGCGAGUCCCUUCUGCUCCUGCAGCGCAGCAUAGAGGACAAAGAUGAGCAAAUCGUCUGGUAUGAGGCGGAGCUUGAGCGAGUUCGGCGACAGUUCGAUCAGGUGAGCGACGAGUGCCGACAGCUUCGCCAGAAGCUGGAGGUGGACGCGCAGGAGGCCGCCUCCAUACAGCGGCAGCUACAGCGCGAGCUUCAGAUCCUCCACGUCGAAAACAAGGAUGUGCAGCUACAGCUCUUCCGACUGCGCAAACAGAUGGCGGGUGGCAAUUCAAACCAACUCAAGGAGGGGUAUCGGCAGCUGAAGCUGAGCAAAAUCGCGCAGACGCAGAGCUUGUUUGACGAGGGUGAUGAGCGGGUGGUGCUGCUGGUGCUGCUUGGGCAGGUAGAGAGUCGCGUGAACGAGAUCUUGGACGCUUACGACAACGAAUACGUACUCACACCAGAAGCGUUGCGGCGGGACCUGCGGAAUAGGAUGGCCGAGAAUGUUGUGGUCCUCCUGGAGGACAUGCACUUUUGCGACACAGCAUACCGGCGCCUGGUCGCAGCGCGCUGCAGUGGCGGCAACAAUAAGAGCUCGGUGGCGGCUGGCGACAACGUUGAUGAACCAGACGUGCACCGAAUCCCUCUGGAGCUCGUCCACACUGGUAACGACGAGGAGGCCCCGGAUGAGACGGAUGGGUUCGUGGCCAUUUUGUUUGACCAACGUGUGUAUGAGCACUUUCAGGCACGGCACGCGUUGCAGGCGCGUCUGCAGCAGUACCAGGCGAUGAGCAAUGCUAGUUCAGGGCAGGCGAAGGACACGCAGCCAGCGCCCAGUAGCGAGACGGACCCCGUGUACCCGGAUCCAUCGACGUUGCGUCAAGAAACGCAGACCACGGUAACACCGGAGACGACGCACGACAAACGCGGCUCCUGCUUGCGUGGACGGGCGCAUUCGAGGGCCGAGCAAAGCGGCGCGUUGCCGCGGCCGGCCACGGAACACCAAGACACCGUGGGUGGCGGCGACACGGCUGGAGCGCUAGAGCCGCAUCCGCUUUGGCCCGCAACGGACCUUCUACCGCUUUCUGCGACUUCUGACGGCUCCCCGUUGUCGUCAUCACCGGCGCCCACGCUGCCGACGCAUAGCAGCAGGGCUACCCUGACAGCGCUGCCAGGCAUGCCUGCUGCCCACCGGGGGCCGUUACUGGAGAGGGCUAGCCGAGCUCAGCGUGCACAAUGGGUCGCCAACAUUCUCGGACCCUCCGCCACCUCCGUCGCCUUCACCAUCCCGCGGCCCAACUCGGAGCAGGCAGAUGUGGUGGUGGUGCAGCGGAGGUUACCCGAGGUGGUGCCGGCCGAGGCGGCCAUGCAGCGCGUUUUGCGGCACCCCAUGGAGGAGCUCAGCAGCGAGCGAUUCCUUUCCACUGUUGAGGUGUUCACCGGCGAGGACCCGGUGCAGCAGAAGCUGCUGUGCCGUAUGAACUACGUCGACCCCUCGCUGGCCAUUCAAGUACCCGACACAACCAACUUUGUGAAGGUCAAGUAUGCCCACGCUGAGAACGCGCGCGCGGUGGCCGCGGCUGGGCCGGCUGCGAGGGGCUCAACGGCGUCCCAAUCGGCUUCCGAGUCGAGUAAUGGCGGAGCUGGAGGCGGCUCUGGCGUUUACGGUGGAAACCCUAGCCUUCGCCUUUUCAAGGAGCUCGGCAGCAAGAGUCUUGUCGAGAACAACCCAGGGCUGCAGUACCGCGCCGGCGCAGUAAGCUCGACGACGGCCUCGACCGUCGCUUUCCAGCGGCUGAACCCGCUCUCGCCCGACCGUGCGCCGGAGUGGCUGCUGUACAAGCAGCUGUUCGGGGCCUACCGCUCCCUCACGCCGCGUAUGAUUGAGGUGACCACCAUCGAUCACCUCAUGGCCUGCGCCUCGGAGCGCUUUUUCAUUCGCAUGGAGUAUCGCUACGACGAGUGCCUCGCGCGUGCAGCGCAGCAGUGUGCGAACCUGCAGCUGCGCCGAGAUAUGGCGGAGCGACUCUUCAAGGACAUGUACGUGCUCAGCGACUUUCAGGAGGCGUUAGUCGACGAGCUUGAGGCGCGGUACGGUUAUCCGGAGCUGGUGGCGAAAACGCUGUACGAAAUUCUGUGCUACCUGGAUGCUGUGGUCGAGAAGGACAGCGUCCUGGCUGCCUACCUCGACGUGAUUCGCGGCUUUGUGUCCCCGACGCAGGUGCACUUCGUGUCGUAUAUGUUGUACCAUCUGAGUUACUGCUGGCCCUCCGCCGACCCUACCGUUGCAGUCGCCGCCGACGAGGUGCGCACCGUCUUCGACUACCUUUACCGCAACGCCUCCCCGAUGCUUCUGAUUGACCCGGAGAACAUCUUUAAGGACUACAAUAUGGCCUCUCGCUCUGCACCGCUGACUUUCGUCAGCAUGCGGCAGUUUCUCGCCUCAGCGAUGGUGCACAUGGAAGAGCCGCUUCUGCUACUCCUGCACGGCAGCUUCCAUGCGUACACGCAGCGAAAGGCAACGGAUGAGAUUACUUGGGACACGUACGAGGCCGUUAUCGCGAAGUGCGGCCGCAUGAAGGAGGAACGGCGGAGUCUUGUGCGCUUUCUCGCCAGCGGGCUCGGCGUCAACCGGCGUACGUUUGCCUCUCUACAGCAGCUCACCUUUCUGGCAGCCAGCGCGUGGAGUUCCAAUUUCUGGGUCUGA